UCAUUUUUAACUCAGAGCAACAGGAUCCUGCAGGCUGCACCAUGGAGCAGCCUCCUGUUCCUCUCCCGAGGAAGAUACGCCUUCACACACGAUCCUUUGAUGACGACUGGCUGAAAUGUGACUCCGCUCCUCCUCAGUCUCAGAACGGUUUGGAGGACUCCACUCCUCAACCGGUGCCCUCGCGCAUGAAUGUCAGAAGACAAUAUUCUGAACAACAUGAAAACAUCAGAGAGCAAGUCCAGUCUCCCGUUUCUCUUCAGAGGAAGAUAAGCUCACGAGCCGUUGAUGAAGAGUGGCUGAGAUGUGACCCUCCUCCCUCUGAGGACGGUUCGGGGGACUCCACUCCUCCACCGGUGAUCUCACGGGCGAAUGUCAGAGGACAAUGCGCUGAACAAGACCAAACCAUGAAUGUCAGAGACCUAGUCAAGACUUUUAACGACCAUUACCAACAACGUCCUCCAUUGCUGAUCAGGCCAGCGAGCGAACAGGCCACAAGGAAAAUUAUAAAACAGGACGACUCAUCGAUUUCCUGCAAGCCAAUGACACCAUUGGACGACGUUUUGAAGAACCUCAAACUUAAACAAUUAUCCAUCGAACAGGACAUCAAUGUUAAAGCUGGGCAUCUGUACAAAGCAAUCCAGAGUUACAUCCAACUAAUGUCCACACAUGAUGGGAAACUUAAAGUGCUCAUCUCAGAGCUACGUAGCAUCGCUGACAACUUGGACAAGGUUUCAAAGGGAACAAAGAUCGCUGGCAUCACUGGAGGAGCAUCAACAGCAGCAGGAGGAGUGGCAGCUGCCGCCGGGGUGAUCCUGGCCCCUUUCACAGCGGGAGCCUCACUGGCCCUGACCGUUGUUGGGGCCGGAGUGGCUGCAGCUGGCGGCGUCACUGGGGCGUCAGCAGCCAUCGCAAACAAGGCUAAUCUAAAUCAAGACAAAAAGAAAAUUGAGAGGACCCUUCAGGAGUUCAAAGAGGCUUAUGAAGAAAUCCUAACAUCCCUGAAGUUCAUUAACGAGGGCAUGGACCUGCUGAAGCGCGACGGUGUGUCUGCUCUCAAAGACAUGGUGGACAACGACAAGAUGGUGUCAAAGGAGGCAGCCUCUGCGGUGCAACUGACUAUUGGGAAAGAGAGCUCCGUGGAUUCAGAGAAGAGCAACAAGGUUUCCGUUAUGCUGGAUGGCUUCGCACUCGGCAUGGAAAUCUACUUCAAUAAAGAUGGGCAGACGGUGAAGAAAAAGCUCGCGUCGCAGCUCGCCUUAAAUAUCCGGAAACUAGCCAAAGACCUUGCUUCUGGUCUGGAAGAGCUUCAAAUGAUAAAUGAUGAGUUCAGGGAUGUUUAAAAGAUAAAUAUUGUACCUUUCAGAAAUUGAAGGCACAAGAUGGCAGCAGGUUAUGGUUCAACUUGGGGUUUUUCUAGGUUCAUGCAAUAUUUUAAAAUGCUUAAUCAGCCUACAUGUAAUGAUUGUAAACACUAGAAAAUAAGCUUGUAUUUUCUUUUCCUUGAUCUAUUGGCUUCUUUGGUAUUUCAUGUUUUUUUGUUUUUUUUUUUACGA
Messenger RNA from Xiphophorus maculatus (southern platyfish), 1553 nucleotides. Its product is annotated as apolipoprotein L3-like. Gene Ontology annotation, molecular function: lipid binding. Gene Ontology annotation, biological process: lipid transport; lipoprotein metabolic process. Gene Ontology annotation, cellular component: extracellular region; membrane. NCBI's taxonomy places the organism in Eukaryota, Metazoa, Chordata, Actinopteri, Cyprinodontiformes, Poeciliidae. The transcript is spliced from 11 exons. Bases 42 to 1340 code for a protein of 432 amino acids. The record is from RefSeq and is a predicted model, not a curated record.